GAAAUAAGACUUGACUUCGGAAUUCGGAAUUCGGAUUUUCCAUCGUACGAAAUGUCGCGUCGAAGUGGUUUGAGUACAAAGAAAUUUAAAGAACUAGAAGUAUCAAAUCCACAAGAUUUAAUUGCUAGGGAAACAAUAUCGAAAAGGUGUUUUACUUCAAAAUAAAUUGUAAUCCCGCAAAAUGGUGAAUUGUUAGAUAGUUCAAUGUUGAGAGGUGAAUCGAUAGAACCAUUGGUACCCAAUCUUGUCAUAGUGCAGCCUGUUAAAAGCUCUUUAUGUAAUUCUAGGAUUGAGAAAAAUGAAUCCAUUUAAUAUGAAGCAAUGUUAAGUUAUGGUUUUGAGAACAAGAGCGGGAAAGAAGUCUGGAUGCAGGCAAUUGCAAAGCUAAGAAAUAUGGUGGUGAUAUUUCUAUUUUGGAUUUGUUUGGUGAACAAAGGGAAAGAAAUAAUGAGCAAAACUAAAAAUAUAUAUAGUUAAUACAUCUAUUUCAUUCUAUUUGUUACUGUAUUUUUGUAGAAUGGAAAACGAGCCAGAAGAGACUCCUCUGGAAUCACCCAACAUAGCGAUUCAGCCAAAAAUUCUUAAACAUUCGAAAUCGUCUGUUCCUCUUUUGCCAAAAAAUCUUAAACAUUCCAAAUUAUCUGUUCCUUUUCUGACGCCUAGAACUACACCGACGCCUACUCCUUCACCACUAGUGACAAAUCUUGUUACAGUGCAGCCUUUUAAAAGCUGUUUAGGUAAUUUACGGAUUGAUAUUAAAAGCAAAACAGCAAGAUUUGGACAACAAGAUAGAAUGUGUGUACCAAAAUCGAAUAAAGAGAAGUCUUUAGUCAACGUACCGAGUCAAAACGAAACUUGUGUAUCUAUCUCACCUGAGAAAAAUGAAUCGAUUGAAUAUGAAGCAAUAUCCAGUUAUGCUUUUAAGAACGGGAGCGUGAAAAGAAGUCUGGAUGUUGGUAAAAAUUACAAAGCUAAGAAACACUGUGGUGAUAUUUCUAUUUCGGAUUUGUUUAGGGAUCAAAGAAUGAAAAGCGAUUCAGAAGAACCUUCAAUUCUCAAGACUAUCGGAAUUUUUACAAUUCUGAAAAUGUACCAACGUGAUGACUUUGAGAGUUUCAUUGAAACAAAUCUAAUGGGCUAAAAUACAUCGAGAACUAGGAUCUA
This is a messenger RNA of Daphnia pulex (common water flea), 1164 nucleotides long. RefSeq lists its product as uncharacterized. The record is from RefSeq and is a predicted model, not a curated record. Bases 518 to 1141 code for a protein of 207 amino acids. The transcript is spliced from 7 exons. Lineage: Eukaryota; Metazoa; Arthropoda; Branchiopoda; Diplostraca; Daphniidae.